AGAUAUAUAACCCCACUCACUGUUUACUGGUGUGAAUUGAUCUCUUUGACUGUUUGGGACCCGAGCCGUUUUUCUUCUACAGUCUCAAGCCUAAUUGCCUAAUAGACAAGUAGUCUCUGUUACUCUUAAUUGCAGCUCUAAUCAAACAUCAAACAUUUGAAAAUGGGUUUAGCUUCUAAAACCUUAGUUGUUCUUCUCUUCUUCUGCACCUUCUUCCUCUCUCGCUGGGAUGGUCAAAUCUCGUAGUUGCUUUCAUUGUCUUUCAUGUUCUUUCCCCUCAGUAACUUUCAAUAAUCUACAUUCUACACUACCUCCCCUUCUUCCUCUCUACUCUCAGCAGCAUAAACCCCGACGUUUGCUCUCUCUCCCUAGUGGCUAGUGCCAACAUAAACGCAGAAACCAUAUUUGUUCUCCUUCGCUCUCUCAAGCUGCAAACAUGAGCUCACAGGCUUCCAAACAGUUAAAACCCUCUAAACCUCCAAACCUCUCGACAACAUCUGCAUCAUCACCUUCAUCAACUUCGAGAUCUCCCUCCUCUCUUUCCUCCCAUUUCGCCAUGAUUGAACUCAAGCAGCGAAUUCUCAACUCUCUCUCCAAGCUCUCCGACCGAGACACCCAACAGUUAGCUGUAGAAGAACUUGAAAAGAUUAUCCAAACCCUAUCUCCUGAUGGCGUCUCAAUGCUCCUCAAUUGCCUUUACGAUGCUUCUAAUGAUCCCAAAUCCGCUGUCAAGAGGGAAGCACUACGCCUUCUGGCUUUCCUCUGCACUUCUCACACCGAGUCCGCAUCGACCCAUCUCACUAAAAUCAUUGCCCACAUCGUUAAGAGGCUCAAAGACUCCGAUUCUGCCGUUCGGGACUCUUGUCGUGAUGCCAUCGGGGUGCUAUCGUCGCAAUACCUUCGAGGCGAUGGUGAUAGUGGGAAUCUUGGGCCAGUCGUGUCAUUGUUCGUUAAGCCUUUGUUUGAAGCAAUGGGCGAGCAGAACAAGACGCUCCAGGCUGGGUCAGCAAUGUGUAUGGCCAGGAUGGUGGAGUGUGCUGGAGACCCACCUAUUGGCGCAUUCCAGAAGCUCUGCCCCAGGAUCUGCAAGUAUCUCAACAGUCAGAACUUCCUCGCUAAGGCCGCGCUCUUGCCUGUUGUGGCAAGUAUAUCUCAGGUGGGAGCAAUCGCACCUCAAAGCUUGCCAGUAAUGCUUCAAAGCAUUAAUGAGUGCCUUGAGAGUGCAGACUGGGCAACACGUAAGGCUGGAGCUGAUACAUUGACUGCCUUGGCAUCUCACUCAAGCCAAUUGGUUGCAGACGGGACCACUUCUACAAUAGCAUUACUUGAAGCAUGUCGCUUUGACAAGGUGAAACCUGUUAGAGAUAGCAUGACAGAGGCACUGCAGCUGUGGAAGAAGAUUGCAGGAAAAGGAGGUGAUGGAAUUCAGGACGAACUGAAAGCUAGAUCUCAUGAUGGCAAAAGUUCAGAACUAGUUGAGUUGGCAGACAAGACAAAUCCUGGUGAGAGAAUGGUGGAACCUUCAUCAAGGGAGACUUCUAAUUGCUCUUCCCCUUCUUUUGAUUCUCUUUCCAAAGUCAAGGGUAGUAUCUCUGACAAAACAGUUGGAAUACUGAAGAAGAAAGCACCUGCAUUAACUGACAAAGAGUUGAACCCGGAAUUCUUCCAGAAACAUGAAGCAAGGGGCUCAGGUGAUUUGCCUGUGGAAGUGGUUGUUCCCCGUAAAUGUCCUAAUUCUUCCAACUCACAAGAUGAGGAAGAAUCAGACCCAAAUGAUAAAGAUUCUAGAGGCAGGUCAAAUCACCAUGGUAACAUUGAUUCUGGUGAUAUUCAUGGAUCUGGCAGUGUUAAAUACCAAAACAUGGGGAGAGGAACUGUUGGUAUGUCUGAUAAACAACAAAACUUUGAUGAUGCUGCACGGGAUAAAUGGACUGAACAAAGAGUAAUGAGGGGAAAAGACUUGAAAGCAAGAGGUUGUAAUGCUGAUGAUAGUACUGACAUUAGUCAAAAGGACAAUUCCAGUGCCCAUUUGACUUCCCCUGGAACUGAUGACCAUUCUGAAGGUCCUUUCAUAAAUAACAAAGGAAACUGGUUAGCUAUCCAAAGACAGUUGACACAACUAGAGAGGCAACAAACUCAUCUCAUGGACAUGUUACAGGACUUCAUGGGCGGGUCCCAUGACAGCAUGAUUACUUUAGAGAAUAGAGUGAGGGGUCUUGAGAGAAUUGUUGAAGACAUGGCACGGGAUCUGACGGUGUCAUCAGGCAGGAAAGGUAGUACUUUUAUGGUGGGUUAUGAAGGAUCCUCUGCUAGGUUGGUUGGCAAGUAUAAUGGUCUCUCUGAUUACUCUAGUAGCAAGUUGGGCAGGGGUGGCAAUGGAUGGAUUCCAUUUGCAGAGAGGUACCUUUCAUCUGAUUGUGGUGUUUCAGGAGUGAGGGGAAGGGAUCCACCUUGGAGAUCUGAUGUGUUUGAUGCUUGGGAUUCUUGUGCAUAUGUUUCUUCAGGAAAUGGGCAUAUCAGUUCUAGAAGAGCUCUAGGUGGUGAUGAUAGGUCAUCUAGAGAAGAACAUAACAGUGAUCAGGUUGGCAACACAAGAGCUUGGAAUAAGGGGCAAGGAUCUGUUAGGCUUGGUGAGGGGCCUUCUGCAAGAAGUGUCUGGCAAGCAUCAAAAGAUGAGGCUACUCUGGAAGCAAUUCGAGUGGCUGGGGAAGAUAAUGAAACAUCACGAGCUGCUGCAAGAGUUGCUAUUCCUGAAUUAACUGCUGAAGCUUUGGGCAAUGAGAUUAUGGAGCAGGACCAGGACCCAAUCUGGGCUUCUUGGAGCAAUGUUAUGGAUGCAGUUAAUGUAGGUGAUAUUGAUUCAGCAUAUGCUGAAGUUCUAUCUACAGGAGAUGAUCUUUUGCUUGUGAAGCUGAUGGAUAGAUCAGGUCCGGUACUGGAUCAAGUCUCUAAUGAGACAGCAAGUGAGGUUCUUCAUGCUGUAGGACAGUUUUUACUGGAGCAGAACUUGUUUGAUAUUGGUUUGUCCUGGGUCCAACAGUUGGCGGAUCUGGUGAUUGAAAACGGAGCUGAUAGCUUGGGCAUUCCAAUGGAAGUCAAGAGAGAACUUUUGCAAAGUUUGCAUGAGGCCUCUUCAGCAAUCGACUCAUCUGAGGACUGGGAAGGCUCCACACCUGACCGGCUAAUGUUGCAGUUAGCAUCCGCUUGGGGAAUUGAUUUGCAACAGCUUGACAAAUAGAGUUCUGCAGCUGAGUGGUCUCUCAGCUUGGUGCUUGUAUUUUUUUUGGUUGCUAUUAUGUCUAUAUCAUUACUUGUAAAUUUGGAUUCACUUCAUGUGUUUCAUACAUAAUUUUAAUAAGAGUGAGACAAGAAAUGAAAAGGAUUUUCA
Molecule: messenger RNA, 3388 nt
Organism: Nelumbo nucifera (sacred lotus)
Lineage: Eukaryota; Viridiplantae; Streptophyta; Magnoliopsida; Proteales; Nelumbonaceae
Product: microtubule-associated protein TORTIFOLIA1
Biological process (GO): circumnutation; multicellular organism development; unidimensional cell growth
Cellular component (GO): cortical microtubule, transverse to long axis
Molecular function (GO): microtubule binding
Source: RefSeq, a predicted model, not a curated record